AUGCCGGAUAUUUCAAAGUAUGAUGGGACAACAGACCCACAGGAGCACAUGACCUCAUACAUUUGUGCCAUGAAAGUCAACGAUGUCGAAGAGGAUGAAAUAGAGUCGGUAUUGCUGAAAAAGUUUGGUGAAACAUUGUCCAAAGGGGCAUUGACUUGGUACGACCAUCUGCCCGAGCAUUCCAUCACUUCUUUCGAGAUGCUCGCAGAUGCGUUUAUCAAAGCCUAUGCCGGAGGCAAGAAGGUACAGGCCAGAAAGGCGGAUAUUUUUAGAAUCACCCAAAGAGAUAAUGAGCUGCUACGUGAAUUCGUGAAUCGGUUCCAAAGGGAACGGAUGGAACUUUCCCCGAUCCCGGAAGAAUGGGCGGCACAAGCUUUCACCAAGGGGCUCAAUCUCCGAAGCUCAACUGCCUCAUUCAAAUUAAAGGAGAACUUGUUGGAAUAUGAGGCAGUAACUUGGGCAGAUGUCCAUAACAGGUACGAGUCGAAGAUUCGCAUAGAGGAUGACCAACUUGAACUCUCCCCGGGUCCAGUAAAUGGAAGCAAGAACUCUGAAAGGUCGAGGAGAAAUUAUGAACCGGAGACAAGGCCAUCGAGGGAAAGGUAUCGACCAUAUUCUCAACCGGAGAAAUCCAACUUUAGGUCGGAUAAAGGAAGAAGUGGCCCCAGCCAUUUCUCGAGUAAAGGCGAUAAGCGAGCUGAUCGUGGGUCAAACAGCCGAGGGUUGUUAUUUAGAAGCGAUGCCGGUAGUUCAGCCAGCAUUGGAGACAUACCGAGGUUAUCAGAGUACAACUUCAACAUCAAUACAUCAGACCUUGUCUCGGCUAUCGGUCGUAUCACGGAAGCCAGGUGGCCAAGACCAUUGAGAUCCGAUCCGGCUCAAAAGGAUCCGAGCGUGAUGUGUGAAUAUCAUGAGACUCAUGGUCAUAGAAUCGAGGACUGUCGCCAAUUAAGGGAAGAGGUGGCUCGGUUGUUGAAAAAUGGUCACCUUCGAGAAUUCCUGAGUGAGCGAGCCAAAAGCCACUAUAAAGGAAGGGAAAAUCACAAAAAGGCCGAGCCCGUGGAACCACAGCAUGUGAUCAAUAUGAUAAUCGGAGGAACAGAUACCUCUCAAGGGCCGAUGAUGAAAAGAACAAAGGUUUUGAUUACACGAGAGUCGAUUACACCAGAAAAACAGGCCAGGGAUUACAUGCCCGAAGGGACUAUUUCCUUCAAUGAUGAGGAUGCAGAAGGCAUCAUGCAACCGCACAACGAUGCGUUGGUAAUCUCUAUUCUUAUCUUUAAAUCUCAAGUUAAACGUAUUUUGAUUGACCCAGGUAGUUCAGCCAACAUUAUCAGAUGGAGAGUGGUAGAACAACUGAAGUUGCUGGAUCAAAUCAUCCCGGUAGCUCGUGUGCUCAGCGGAUUCAAUAUGGCAAGCGAAACUACAAAGGGAGAAAUUUCUUUGCCGGUCAACAUCAACGGGACCAUUCAGCAGACCGUGUUUUAUGUCAUCGAGGGGGAGAUGAAGUAUAAUGCUUUACUCGGCAGACCAUGGAUUCAUAGCAUGAGGGAGGUGCCGUCGAUAUUACAUCAGAUAUUGAAGUUCCCAACUCCGGAGAGGAUAAAAACUGUCUGUGGUGAACAACCCGCAGAAAGGGACAUGUUAGCGGUCGAGCAAGCCCCCCCCCCCUCCCCGUUCUGA
Lycium ferocissimum is the source of this 1683-nucleotide messenger RNA. RefSeq lists its product as uncharacterized. Bases 1 to 1683 code for a protein of 560 amino acids. The record is from RefSeq and is a predicted model, not a curated record. The transcript has a single exon. NCBI's taxonomy places the organism in Eukaryota, Viridiplantae, Streptophyta, Magnoliopsida, Solanales, Solanaceae.